This is a messenger RNA of Sphenostylis stenocarpa, 702 nucleotides long. The record is from the annotation of a GenBank genome assembly. Lineage: Eukaryota; Viridiplantae; Streptophyta; Magnoliopsida; Fabales; Fabaceae.
AUGUUGCAAAGGAUUCGUGGCACAGACAAUGUUGAGGAGGAGUUCCAAGAGCUCAUUGAUGCGACUAAAGCAGCCAAAGAUGUGGACCACCCAUGGAAGAACAUUACACAACCCAAAUAUAGACCUCAACUCACUUUUUGCUCUCUGAUUCCAUUCUUCCAACAAUUCACUGGUAUUAAUGUCAUCAUGUUUUAUGCACCCGUCCUCUUCAAGACUUUAGGCUUUGGUAACGAUACUUCCCUUAUGUCUUCGGUUAUCACUGGAGGUGUUAAUGUGGUUGCCACUUUUGUUUCCAUUUUCUGUGUGGACAAGUUUGGAAGAAGGAUGUUGUUCCUCGAAGGUGGCAUUCAAAUGCUUAUUUGCCAGCUUGCUGUUGGAACCAUGAUUGCUAUGAAGUUUGGAGUGAGCGGUGAAGGCUCGUUUACCAAUGGAGAAGCUAGUCUCCUCUUAUUCUUCAUAUGUGCAUAUGUUGCAGCAUAUGCAUGGUCUUGGGGUCCACUAGGGUGGUUGGUUCCUAGUGAAAUAUGCUCUCUUGAGUUUGGCAUUUUCUUCUUCUUUGCUGGAUUUGUGCUCAUCAUGACCAUUUUUGUUGCCUUGUUCCUACCCGAGACAAGGAAUGUUCGAAUUGAAGAGAUGAAUAAAUACUCGAAGGGCAGCCUUCAACUGACUACCAUACUCUCAUUAGAUUGGGCAUACGCAUGA